CAAAUAAAACAUUACGAUAAUUCCAAAAAUGUUACUUCUGCAGAAUUCGUUCUGCAGCAGCACAUCAUCCCCCUAGUAUCAACUGUUUAAUACACGUGCUUCACAAAGCACUGAGUUUCACUGCACCCCUGGUUUGUAUGUAAACGGCAUGUAUCCCUUUACAGCAUGUGUUCUGCACUGUUCUGCAAAUACUACAUACAAUUAUUAUACCGUACGGAUGGUACGACGGCACAAACAGUUCUGCAGAGUUCCGCAGAGUUCUGCACGUCUGCAAGUCAAUACCAUACCCACGCCCGUGAAUAUCGUGCACGUGUCCAGACAAAUCGGAAUUCAACCGGCAUGGCAUCAUUCGGGCCAAGAGCAAGGUUCUUUGAUGAAAGGGAGCCUAAAAACAAGAAGAUCAUCAGCAGCAAUGAAGAUACCGGUACCGAUAAAUCGCUGGAGGUCACAUCUGGAGGACCAAAGUGCCAUGCAAAACUCUUAGAGGCCAUUGCUACCCUUGACACAAGAAAAAGGCUUAAAACAAAGGAGCGGUCAGAGGCAAGUCAAGAAGUUUCAGAGUUCAACUUCACUGGUGGAGAUGACAGAAGCCAACCUGUGAAGAUGCAUGAGUUGAUGAGUUCUCUAGCUAAUACACCAAGUCACUCGGAGCUCAAAAAACAGCUUAAUAGUUUUCAGAAAAAUCAAAAAGUUCUUACCACACCUCUACACAAACAUGAUGCAGAAAAAGUUCAGCGAUCGGUGGCUUAUGAAGCUGCUGUAAAGGAGGUAUCCAGAUGGGAUCAGGUGGUACAAACAAACAGGAAAUCAGAACACAUGUCCUUUCCUCUGAACCAGGCAACAGUUGGUCUUCAAACCACAGAUCAAUUUGUGAAAACAUUUCAGCCAAGCACUCCUUUGGAACAAGAAGUUUACAAGCUACUCCAUGGCAGUAAGCACAGUGAACGACCAAAUAAGGAACUGACACUUGCUGAAGAAGAAACACUUGCAUCCAUUACUCUAGAAGGGGCUAAAGAGCGCCGGGCUGAGCUGCAGAAAACACAGGCCCUUUUGUCAUACUAUGAAGCCAAGUGUCAUCGAAAGAAAAAAAUUAAGAGCAAAAUGUAUCACCGGAUUCAACGUAAAGGCAGGACCAAAGAAGAGGCAGGUAAACUCAGAGAGAGAGUAAAAGCUGGACCAGAAGAAGCAAAUGAGCUACUCUUAAACUUUGACAAAGCAAGAGCAAAGGAACGAGUGACUCUCAAGCAUCGUAAUACUGGAAAGUGGGCAAAAGGAUUAAUGCGGUUUGGGAAGUAUGACCAUACUGCUCGCAAUCUGUUAGCUAAGCAGUUGCAAAAGAGUUAUGAACUUACCACAAAAAUGGCAGACGUCCAUGAUGAAGAAGAUAAUGAAUGCAAGGAGGGUUCCAUGCAUGUCAGUCAAGUUGGUAGCAGUGGAGACAAUUCCACAACCCAUAUGUCAUGCAGUGACAUCAAUAAUCCGUGGUUUACUGGAAGCAUCGGCAGCCAUCAAGACGCUGAGGAUCAUUCCAAGAUUGUUACUUUGGAGCCUGUUUCUAGUCAUGUGAAGCAAAAACAAAAGGAAUCGGACAAUGACUCUUACAUAUCUGAUGAAAGCAUAGAUAACAGGUGUGAAAAAAAUGAGGACGAGAUAUUCACAGACUUCAUAAAACCCAAGUUGAGGCAAGAGGAUGAGCAGUCUUAUCCAUUGGAAUUGAAUGUACAUCAUGGACAGCCUGUUGUUACAGUUCAGUCUAAGCACAAAGUUAAACAUACUGAUGGGAUUGCCUCUCUUAAGACGAAUCCUAAAGACUUGUCUCCCCUUGAUAGAGGUCAUGAAAACCCUGUCCUUCACAAACAAGAAAAAGAUAAGUAUUUGGCCAAAAUGCCAAUAGCUACGUCAACAGGCAUUCAUUCUGCUGCUCCUGAUCUUAUUGUCUGUGAAGAUCAGGUACUGGAGAAAACAAAACAGCAUCUCUUGAACAUUCAAGAGGCAUUUGCUGAAGAUGACAUUGUCAAGGUUUUUCAAGAGGAAAAACAGGAGCAUAUUGAUCGUGACAAACCAAAGGAUGUGGACUUGUCAUUGCCAGGUUGGGGAGAUUGGGGAAGUGCUGGAGUAAAUCCUUCCAAGAGGAAAGUUAAGAGAUUUCGAAAGAAGAAAACUCCUGGACAAGCACGGCGUGAUGAGAAUUUGCAACAUGCUCUUAUUAGUGAGGCCAGAAAUACGAAAAUAGCAGUACAUCAGGUGAACCAGUUACCUUUUCCCUACAGUACCUCGGAACAAUUCCAGCAAAGUGUCAGAGCACCAGUAGGUAGCACAUGGAACACACCAUCAGUUUUCAAGCAACUCACUGUUGCAAAGGUAAAAACUAAGAUGGGAGCAAUUAUAGAGCCAAUCAGUAGUGCUGAUGCUUUCAAAAAAGCCAGGAAGAGGAAAGCACCCAACCCAACACAUCGUUGUUCUAGUAUUGAGAAACAACGUAAAUUUGGAACCCAAAAAGAAAAAAGAAAAUAAUAAAUCACCGAAUCUGCAUCCGUAUCAUGGAAUCUUGCUUUGCAAGCGACUAUUCCAUAGACUAGGUUCUCAUUUCAACUGACAAAAACCUGAUGUGGGUCAGGGUUAAAGGGAAUAUACAACAUUUACAAACAUAAAAAAAUUACAGCAAAAGCAAAUGUUGUAUAUUCCCUUUAAAGUUUACUUUUUAAUUGAAAGUUCUUAAAUGACUGUUAGUUAGCACAGACCAAGUUGAGACUUGCCAGUUUCAACAAUUUGAAUGCAUUUAGCAAAAACGGCCUUUAAUAGACUAUUUACAAUAACUCACUCUCAGAUGGUGUCUCUUGCUUUCCCAUGAGUGUAUUAAUUAUUUGCUGUAGUAGUAGUUGUAAAAGAAGUGGUAGUAUUAAAAGUUUUACGAUUAUUAUAUUUUUAAUUAUGAUUAUAAUGAUACUUUUUUUUCUCUUUGGACAUAGUUAAGGUCUCACUUAUUUUAGGUCCAAUCAAAAAUUCAUCACAUCAUAAUGGUACAGUACCACAGCAUAACAAAAUAGUGCAAGCAUAUCACCAAAUUAGACUGAGAGCUGGAUAGGGUUUAAUCAAAAUUUUGGGAACAAAUCCCCUGAUUGUCUUAAAGCAUAGUAUCAUCGACCCUGAUCACAGAAUGGCCAGUCUUAAGUUUCGCUAGAUUAGACAAAGGCCCAUUGGCGCCAUGCCAAAUGGGGCCAAUUUUGCAUUAGUUUGAUAGCUUGGAACUUGUAGAUUAUGGAAAUAUAACUUAAGAGCGAAUUUAGAUCAGACUAGUUAACUUCAGAGCAGCCCGAAAAGCGCGGAGGGUGGGCGUGGCCGUCACUCCCUCUUUUUCCUUUUCGCUGAUACCGUUGCAACGCAUAGGGGGAGGAGAAAAUGGAAUCAGUUUGUAUUGAUGCCUUGGCACUUCUGGAACAUGAAAAUAUUACUUGAGAGGCUAUUUUUAGGUCAGACUAGUUACCUUAAGACCGGCGGGAAAAGCCAGAAAGGGGUGGGGCCUCAAACUCCCCCCCCCCAUGUACAUUUUGGCUCCCUACCGUCGCAAAGCAUUUUGUAAAUCCUGCCAAGUUUCUGUGACAGUUGUUCAGAUGCCUUGUGGUUAUUUUGACACCAGGUUUAUGAAAAUGUGGCGUACCUUCAUCACAAAAUGUUCAAAUGUUAACUUUUCCCAUUGAAAAAUUUAAAAUGGGAAAAAUUAAAAAUGGGAAAAUGAAACAAUUUUUAUUGAUGCCUUGGCACAUGUGGAACAUGAAAAUAUAAUUUGAGAGUGAUUUUUGGUCAGACUAAUUAACUUAAGAGCGGUGCAAAGGGCGUGGAGGGGGCGGGGCCGCAAGCCCCCUCCGUGUACAUUUUGGCUCCUAUCGGCGCAAUGCAUUUUUUAAAAUCUUGCCAAGUUUCUCUGACAGUUGUUCAGAUGCCUUGCGAUUAUUUUGACACCAUGUUUAUGGCAAUAGGGCAUACCUUCGUCACAAAAUGUCCAAAUACCAAAACAGCUGCUUAAAUGCUUACUUUUCCAUUAGAGCAUGUAUAACGUACAUGCAGAGGGUGCAUGCAUAUGAGACCACUAUAACAAAACGUUUCAACAGGUUAAAUUGAAACUUCACAGAUGUACUACACAUAUUCUGGUGUCCAAUAAUAAUAAUGACCGAUGUGGAAAGAGCAUUUUAGACCUCCGUUGCCCUCAGCUGGGUCAAAUUACUUUGUAUAUCUUAGUUAACUUCUCACUAAUAUAAUUUUUAUUCUUCAAAACGCAACAUUUUUCGUGAACCAAGCCACAACUAUAAAGUGAAAAAGAACGGCAUUGCAACUAUUAUUCACUCAUGUUCUAAAUUCAGACCCAAAAGACAAUGGGGUGCCCUCUGACCUCUAUUUCUCUUUUUCUGGUGGCAGCCGCGACAAUGAUACGACUGGAUGGAAGGCUGUGGACCGAGAUGCCAAAUUCAAAGCUUGGUGUGAGAUAGUGCUAUAGCAGCAAAAGGCAUAAGCAUAUGGUUUUGCUUGAUGGGGGGGGGGGGGGGCCAUACUGCCCGGAAAGUUUUUGACAAAAUUAAUGAGACAAAUUUCUAGUUAUUGCAGUGCAUGGGGCCGCAGUGUUUAAUUCAAAGCAACAGAUUGUGACUGAUUUCUUUGUACGGAAU
Messenger RNA from Patiria miniata (bat star), 4661 nucleotides. RefSeq names its product U3 small nucleolar RNA-associated protein 14 homolog A-like. The record is from RefSeq and is a predicted model, not a curated record. Lineage: Eukaryota; Metazoa; Echinodermata; Asteroidea; Valvatida; Asterinidae. The coding region runs from base 166 to 2514 and encodes 782 amino acids. Gene Ontology annotation, cellular component: nucleolus; small-subunit processome. The transcript is spliced from 14 exons. Gene Ontology annotation, biological process: rRNA processing.